Messenger RNA from Clunio marinus, 189 nucleotides. The record is from the annotation of a GenBank genome assembly. NCBI's taxonomy places the organism in Eukaryota, Metazoa, Arthropoda, Insecta, Diptera, Chironomidae.
AUGUCCCAAGUUCCCUCCUUUGGUCGAAGAAUAAAAAAGGAAUUCGCUGAUAUCGCCCAAAGACGAUUUUUUAAGUGGAGUCGAACUCUUAUUGUUGUUGUGUGGGUGUGGCUCAUUCAGAUAUUCAGCCACGAAAAAGUUAUUUUUAAAAUUUUUGGUGUUAUGUGGUUUUUUAAGUUGGGAAUUUAA